CCGACUGAGCCUGGAGAAAGCCCACUGCAGCGCAGGAACGCGGUCCUGUGAAGACCGGGAGAGAGCUUGUCCUUUUCCUGUCCGUCCAUGUCUGGUCGAAACACACGUUUUCUGAGAGAGAAAAGAAGAAGCUUUUUUUUCCAGGAAACCCGCUGAGCGUGCUGUUUGCGGCGGAUGACAGAUCACAGCCCGAGCAGACUGGACUACAUCUUCCACUGGUGUGUUAUGGCUCCUGAGCAGAGCAGCCUCAGCAUCAGCUCCUCAUAACGCUUCUGCAAAUCUCAGGAAACACUGGGCUGGUUUGAGCUCUACACUGUUGCAGCAGGGAUGAUUACAUCCCAUAUAAACGGUUAUGUGCAAGAGACCUCUGUCCAGUCCAAGAACCACAGGGAGAGGGCUGUGGACUGUCCAGGAGAGGAAAGUAGAUUUGUCAAAUCUCCACACUGCACUGCCCAAAUGGAGAGAAUCCAGCAUUACCAGGAGGAGCUGAGGAAGAAGAGAGAAGAGGACAGCAGGGGGAAGCAUGACAUUGACCCCAAUGCUUCUCUGAGGCUUAAGAAGUUAUCACAGAACACAAAGGUGGGCAUUGACAAUCCCACCUUCGAGGCAAAGGAAAAGUCCACCAAAGACGCAUGUUCCCUGGAUCCUGUAAUUGAACUGGAGGAGUUGCUGCAGGCUCUGAAGUGGGUGCAACACUGCUUGGCUGAUGCUCAGAGCCAACAAGAUGUGGAGCUGAUUAUUCAGCUUCUUGCCAAGGAGGACUUCAGAAAUGCCUAUACAAUCUACAGUGUUGUGUCUCAGCAGAUGAACAGAGUCAGUCCCACCUCACCCCUCACAGCACAGGCACAGGACCUCUGUCAGGAGGUACAGAGGAUUCUUCAAUCCAGCCAUCAAAAGGAGGGUUUGGAGCUCAGAGCACUGCUUACCAAUCCUCAUCUCAAGGCUCUGAUGCAGGCCCAUGACAGUGUGGCAGGGCAGGAAAUGGCAGAGGAAAAUGUGACUCAGUACCUCGGAGAGACGGUUAAAUUAGUGCGACUGGAGAAGACCAGAGACACUCCACUGGGUGCAACUGUACGCAAUGACAUGGACAGUGUGGUGGUGAGUCGUGUGGUGAAAGGCGGCGCAGCAGAGCGGAGUGGCCUCCUCAGUGAAGGAGAUGAGAUCCUGGAGAUCAACGGGAUUUCGAUUCGUGGAAAACACAUCAAUGAAGUCCAUGACUUGCUGCAACAAAUGCAGGGCACUCUGACCUUCCUUCUUAUCCCAAGUUCUCAGAUUAAACCUGCCCCGCACAGACAGACUGUGAUGCACGUACGAGCUUACUUUGACUACGACCCCUCUGAUGACCCCUUUGUGCCGUGUCGAGAGCUAGGCCUGUCCUUCCAGAAGGGAGACAUCCUCCACGUCAUCAGCCAGGAUGACCCCAACUGGUGGCAGGCCUACAGGGAUGGAGAUGAGGACAACCAGCCCCUCGCUGGACUCAUUCCAGGUAAAAGCUUCCAGCAACAAAGAGAGACCUUAAAGAAAACUUUAACAGACAGAAGUCGAGAGCAGCAAGGGAAGCAUUGGUAUGGAAAGAAGAGCAAGAAACAGAGGAAGAAGAGUACAUCGAACUUUAACAAAAAUACUGACUAUGAUGACAUCCUGACCUAUGAGGAGAUGUCCCUUUACCACCAGCCUGCCAAUCGGAAACGUCCCAUAGCUCUGAUUGGCCCAACAAACAGUGGUCACGAUGAGCUGCGUCGGAGGCUUCUGUCAUUUGAACCCGAAAAGUUUGCUGUUGCUGUUCCACACACAACCAGAAACCCAAGGAUACAUGAGCGGAAUGGCCGUGAAUACCAUUUUGUAAGUCGUCCUGCCUUUGAAGCCGACUUGGCGGCUGCAAAAUUCAUUGAAUCAGGGGAGUAUGAGAAGAACUUGUACGGCACCAGCACAGACUCUGUCCGACACAUCAUCAACUCUGGACGCAUCUGUUUGCUCUGCCUACACACAAGGUCACUGCAGGUGUUGAGGUCCUCCAACCUAAAGCCAUAUGUCAUCUUCAUCGCUCCAACUUCUCAGGAACAACUACGCACCCUGCUGGCCACAGAGGGGAAAUCACCAAAGCCGGAGGAGCUGAAGGAGGUCAUUGAAAAGGCUCGCGAAAUGGAGCACAAUUUUGGUCACUUCUUUGAUGCAGCCAUCGUGAACAUGGAUCCAGACCAGGCUUUUCAAGAGCUACGCAGGGUGAUAGAUAAACUGGACACUGAGCCACAGUGGGUGCCCACCUCCUGGCUAUGCUAGACGUUACGGAGUCUCAGCACAAGGGGUUUUAGAAAGAGACAAACUGAAGAGCAAAACUGGAUGUUCCAGGAGACUGAAAAAUGGACAGUGGUAAAUCGUCACUGGAUUUUCACUUGCACAUUUUCCUCAUUUGUAGAGGAGUCGACCGUUACUCAUGUUGCAGAGAUGGACUCAAGUUUCUUUCAUUUUUUUGUUGGUGUGUGUCUUUGUGGGUGAUUUUUUGUUGUUGUUUUGAUUCCUGAAUGUCUUUGUCUCAGCUUUAUGCAAAAUCAUUUAUCACACAAAUAGAAAUAUUUCUACUCUAUUAUUAUUAGUUAUUUAUAAAUGUAAAUAUAUAUUUCCUAGAUGAAAAGAUGCAAUAUUUUAUUGUUACAUUUUGUGUGUGAUACCUAAAAUGGCACAAACUGAGUGUUAAUAUCACAUUUUGUAAUGGCUUCCUGAGAUAAGGCAUCAAGCCAAAACCAUGUUAGGUACCAAACGGAGGAGAAGCGCCUGUGCUUCAAUGGCUGCAGCAUUAUGUCUUCCAUUCAGGAAUACAGGAAAGAAAUCUGCUGUAAUCUGCACAGUUUUCAGGUACUUCCUUUGCACCAAUAUCAGAGUGAUUUUAUGUUGUGUCUCAUUUAUGCAAUGAUAACAAACCAGUCUCAUGCUGGUUAUCACUACUAUCAGUAUGUAAUGCUGCAAAGUACUGCUGAGAUUAUUAACCAUUAUUGUCUGAGCAAUGCAUCAUAUCAGUGUAGUUCAACAAAUACCGUACUGCUUCUUUGCAAGAUAUUUUCAAAUCAAGAGAGACAAUUUUGUUAUUAAAAUCAAAAUGCAAACAAGUGA
Messenger RNA from Stegastes partitus (bicolor damselfish), 3108 nucleotides. It is a transcript of the gene pals1b, whose product is annotated as protein associated with LIN7 1, MAGUK p55 family member b. Bases 328 to 2280 code for a protein of 650 amino acids. NCBI's taxonomy places the organism in Eukaryota, Metazoa, Chordata, Actinopteri, Pomacentridae. The transcript is spliced from 14 exons. The record is from RefSeq and is a predicted model, not a curated record. Gene Ontology annotation, molecular function: protein binding.